UUUCAUCUAUAAAAUGAUUCUUCUCUUGACAAACAAUUCAUUUGGUUCAAAGUCCUAAUUACAUUGUCCCUUCUUUAUUUCUUUGCUUUGCACUAGCAAGAUGGUCUACUUGUGCUUGGUCUUGCUUCACAUUUUUUUUAGCAUUGUUCAAAUUCAUUCAGCACCAAGAGAGUCCCUCAUAACCAAGCUUCCUGGCUUCAGUGGUACUAUACCUUCCAAGCACUAUGCUGGGUAUGUGACAGUGGAUGAAAAUCAUGGAAGAAACUUGUAUUACUAUUUUGUUGAAUCACAAGCUAAUCCAUCAAAAGACCCUGUGGUUCUAUGGCUUAAUGGUGGUCCUGCAUGUUCUAGCUUUGAUGGAUUCAUAUAUGAACAUGGUCCUUUUAAUUUUAUUAAAUCAAAGACUAAGGGAGCCUUGCCUACAUUGCAACUAAAUCCAUACAGCUGGUCAAAGGUUUCUAAUAUUAUAUAUUUGGACUCUCCUGCUGGAACUGGGUUUUCAUAUUCAAAGAAUGUCUCUGAUUAUAAAACUGGAGAUAUAAAGACUGCUUCUGAUACUCAUACUUUUCUACUCAAAUGGUUUGAAUUAUACCCUGAGUUCCUUGCCAAUCCAUUAUUCAUUGCUGGAGAGUCUUAUGCUGGAGUUUAUGUGCCUACUCUAGCUGAUAAAAUAGUGCAAGGAAUUGAAGCUGGUACUAAGCCCAAAUUGAAUUUUAAGGGUUAUAUGGUUGGAAAUCCAGUUACUGAUGAUAUAUUUGAUGGCAAUGCUCUUGUUCCUUUUGCACAUGGAAUGGGUCUUAUCUCUGAUCAAAUAUUUGAGGAUGUAACAAAAGAUUGUAGGGGGAAAUUUUAUGAGUCAGACAGUCUUGAUUGUUCGCAUCAGCUGUCAAAAGUUGAUAAGGUACUAAAUAAAGUAAACGUAUAUGACAUUUUGGAACCAUGUUAUCAUGGUGGAGAGAAAGAGGAGAAUCAAAAAUCAAAUUCUAAAUUGCCAUUAAGCUUUAGGCAAUUGGGUAAAACCGAUAGACCUAUUGCUGUGAGGAAAAGAAUGUAUGGUCGUGCUUGGCCCUACAAAAUUUCUGUGAAAGAUGGAAUUGUACCAACUUGGCCACAACUUACAAGCAACAAUAUCUAUACUCCUUGCACGGAUGAUGAGGUUUCUGUUAUAUGGCUGAAUAAUCGCGACGUCCGAAAAGCUAUUCACACUGUGGAGGAAAGUGUGGUGGAGGAAUGGGUCUUAUGUACUGGCGACGAAGUUACAUACACUCAUGAUACCGGGAGCAUGAUUCCGUACCACAAAAACCUAACUUCCAAAGGUUAUCGCGCAUUAGUAUACAGUGGUGAUCAUGACAUGUGUGUCCCAUAUACUGGAACUGAAGCAUGGACAAGAUCAAUUGGAUAUAAAAUUGUUGAUGAAUGGAGGUCUUGGUCAGUCAAUGAUCAAGUUGCUGGGUUUAUACAAGGCUAUGCCAACAAUUUCACAUUUCUAACAGUAAAGGGGUCUGGGCAUACUGUUCCAGAAUAUAAGCCACAGGAAGCAUUGUAUUUUUACCAACAUUUUAUAAAUGGGUUGCCUAUAUAAGAACCAAAAAGGGUUUAUACUAUAGUGCUUCAUUAAGCAUUUCAAAAAUGUACAAAGAAGAUAAGUUAUAUGUAUUCUUUCUUUAUAUGCCUCUCUAUAUCAACACCAUGUCUAUUAAAUAUUUUAAGG
Trifolium pratense (red clover) is the source of this 1711-nucleotide messenger RNA. RefSeq names its product serine carboxypeptidase-like 20. Lineage: Eukaryota; Viridiplantae; Streptophyta; Magnoliopsida; Fabales; Fabaceae. The coding region runs from base 101 to 1582 and encodes 493 amino acids. Gene Ontology annotation, biological process: proteolysis; secondary metabolic process. The transcript has 14 exons. The record is from RefSeq and is a predicted model, not a curated record. Gene Ontology annotation, molecular function: serine-type carboxypeptidase activity; acyltransferase activity, transferring groups other than amino-acyl groups.